Aspergillus homomorphus CBS 101889 is the source of this 838-nucleotide messenger RNA. RefSeq lists its product as uncharacterized. Lineage: Eukaryota; Fungi; Ascomycota; Eurotiomycetes; Eurotiales; Aspergillaceae. The record is from RefSeq and is a predicted model, not a curated record. The transcript has a single exon. The coding region runs from base 83 to 607 and encodes 174 amino acids.
CUGGAACUUAAUAGAUGGCUGUGGCAGCUGCAUCUAGCCGCAUCAACUGCGGAGCUACUGGCUCCCGGAAGUCCGCAACAGGAUGAUUUGCAAGCUUCAAAGUGCUGGCUUCCAGGACAACAAAACCGUUGAUCUUCAGAGGGAUAGGAUGGUCCAUCCUGUCCAGCAGUGGGAUGAAAGGUCUGUCGUCAUCGUGCCGGUGAAUUGGCGCAGCAUUGCCCGCAAAGACUAUCGGAAACUCAUGGCGAGAUUGAUCACGAAGAAUGGAUCAGCGAAAAAGCAAGCGACCGAAGAUUGGCAUGGCUUAUGCAAGGGUGACAGAUACCAGUGCCCAGGUCUUUACGAUCCGGGUCGGAAGCCCGGAGGACGACGGGCAUUCGAUCAUUGUGCCUGCAGACCCCGAAAGGAAAAAAGCAAAAUUUGCAGGAAGGAGGGGGCCGAACGAGAGGCGACAGAAAAACCACACACAAGUCGGACUCAGAUAAGGGUUGGGGUCAAUGACCGAUACGGUUCGGAGUCGGAAAACGUCAUGCAAGCAAGAACGACUGAAUCAUCCGAGGGAAGAAAGCGAAGGGGGAAACAAAACAAGAUUCGUGUAACGAGAUAGAAAAGGGCCAGGAUCUCUUCAGCCCCGGACUGAACUGUUCUGUCCAGUCGGGAUCCGAACGAGGGCUUGUGAUCGACGACCAUACGGAGAAGAAACAUGUCAGCAAGUCUCCGAAUGUGAUGCUCGCCUCGAUUAUUCUCCUGCUCCAGCAGAAGUUCGUUUGGUUGAUGAUGCCACGUUGUGAGGAAGGGGGGAUUAGUAGUGGACGGGUUUAUCGGCUCUGAAGGGAAU